AUGGCGUUCAGGCAGACCUCUCCUUUACGUCCCAGCCGGGCCGCCGGCAGACACCUGCGGCGGGCUGCGCCCCCUGACGCGCUCCUCCCGGGAUGCCCGCCGGCCGCAGGGGGUGCGCUUGACUGGCGGGCACAGCAAAGCCGGGACACCCUUAGCCCUCAGCGCGGGGCUAAGGCCAGUGCGAGCGGCCGGGAGCCAAGGGGCCGGAGGGCAGGGCUGGGACUCCGGGCGGGCGGCGGGACAGGCGCGGAGCGGCAGGGAACGGGUGCCAGACGCGGUUCACAGCAGGUUCGGGGGACGAGGGCCCCCGACGGCCUCGCCGCGGCUCCCCGCUGCUGGCGGGGAAGGCGACAGGGAGUCGGCGGCGUCGCGCCCGGCGGACGGGCGCUGAAGGACAAGUGCCGUAGGAGCUCGCGGGGCGCCCCCAAGUGGCGCGGCUGGGCACGGCACCACCCUCAGGAGUGGCGCGGCGGCCACCCGCUCCCCCGGCCGGCGGGGCGCGGCGGCGGCAGCGCGCCCGGGCCCGUCCCCGCCCCCCGGCCCCUGCGGAAAGUUGUCGCUGGCCGCGGAGCCACCCGGCUCCCGCCUCCCGCUUCCUGCCCCGCCGCCGCUGAUUGGCCCGCUGCGCGCCGAGGAAUGCGAGCCACCCUUUAA
Molecule: messenger RNA, 654 nt
Organism: Gavia stellata (red-throated loon)
Lineage: Eukaryota; Metazoa; Chordata; Aves; Gaviiformes; Gaviidae
Product: protein FAM246C-like
Exons: 1
Coding region: 1-654 (217 amino acids)
Source: RefSeq, a predicted model, not a curated record